CUAGUAAGGAGAUUAAGUUUAUUAAUGGAAGCAAAUUCAAAGCCCAAAGUGACGAUACCUCUGGUCGCAGCGAUUCCCAUACCAUACACGACAAUUCCCAUAAAUCUUUUUCAAGGUAGAGUCGAUAAAAGUGCGAGAACAAGUAUCAAAUCAAAUCGAACACAACCCUAUUCAGCGGUUGGUAAUCAUCAACGUCAAUCGCUUGAUAAAAAGUCGUGCACAAAUUGCACUCAUCAGAGACAAAAAGAAACAAAUAAUCAGACAUCGAACAACGGACAAUCAACGACGAGCUUGCAGAUGUCAAAUAUGUAUAGUGGUAGUCCAAUGUUGAUUCUCCCAUUCGUAUCAGCAAAACCUAAUCAAAGUCAACAAAAAUCGCUGCCAAAUUUAUACAUCCAGCAAUCACUCGCUGUUCUUCAUGCCAAGAAACCGGAAGACAGCACAAGCAUGCAGACAAUUAACGUUUCACAAGCUCAACAACAGUCGGAACAAGUCACCUGGAAUAACUGUAAUCGCUGUUCAACAGAUCAACAACAAAGCUGCGGGAACGAAGCUACAAGUAAGUCAGAAAUAACCAAAUAAAAAAAGGGCUUAAUGAAUAUUAAUUU
This is a messenger RNA of Clunio marinus, 608 nucleotides long. The record is from the annotation of a GenBank genome assembly. Lineage: Eukaryota; Metazoa; Arthropoda; Insecta; Diptera; Chironomidae.